This is a messenger RNA of Anguilla rostrata (American eel), 4875 nucleotides long. It is a transcript of the gene chkb, whose product is annotated as choline kinase beta. Gene Ontology annotation, cellular component: cytoplasm. The transcript has 11 exons. NCBI's taxonomy places the organism in Eukaryota, Metazoa, Chordata, Actinopteri, Anguilliformes, Anguillidae. Gene Ontology annotation, molecular function: choline kinase activity; ethanolamine kinase activity. The coding region runs from base 628 to 1872 and encodes 414 amino acids. Gene Ontology annotation, biological process: CDP-choline pathway; phosphatidylethanolamine biosynthetic process. The record is from RefSeq and is a predicted model, not a curated record.
CCUGUCUCGGAGACUGUAGCAAAUGAAAUGACGAGUCAAGGUGGCGUGAAUGAAACUGCGUGUGCCAUGAUUUUGGCUGUAGGGCGGAUGUUAUAUAUGUUAUGAUUUUGACAGAUAUAAUCCAGAUUAACGUUUAUUGAAUUUAGCGUGUCAGCUAGCUCUCCAAAUUGCUAACUAGACGGUUGUCAGAACUAAGAAUCAUCGUGGCUCUGGACUAUGUUAGAAAGCUAUUGGUGCACAUGCUGAUUAGUAGCUAGCGAGCUAUCGAAGUAAGUUAACGUUAGUCUUUGAAAUAAAUAAAAGCACUGCGAAUUUCUGGUACCCACAUGCUCCGGAUAAACAGGUCUGUAAUUUGCUUGAAUGUAAGCAGCUAACUGGCUAUCUGGGCAAGUUAUGAUGUUUGUAUGGUUGGUCGAACAUCGAUAGCUAACUUCUUAGCUUGUAGAGACGGUUAACUAGCAGACAUCGAAGUUAUAAAUUGGUUGACGUUAGUUGAUUACCUAUUUAGCUAACCUUUCCCGGGAAGGUCAGACCGUGUAACAAGCUCGAUAUCGUAAUUAUACCGUUCUAGCAUUACAUUUUAAAGCAUCAUUUAACAACCCGGCUAAAAGUAACUAACUGGGCACAAUGCAGAGAAGCAUUCCUACAGUGAAGACGGAAGACACUGGAUUUCAUGCGCCGAAAGGAAAAGGAGACACGUUGAUUAACAUUAUCAAAGAGAAUCAUCUGCGGGCCCCGAGUCCUAAUUAUGAUGACGACUCGGAAGCCGAGUCGUACCGAGAUGGGCACACCGAAGAGGUUGACAGGGACACGAGGGUCAGGGCGUACGCCUGGUGCCGGGACUUCCUUUCCGGGACGUGGAAAACCAUUCACGAGACGGAUUUCCAGAUCAGCAUUGUCCGCGGUGGCCUGAGUAACCUGCUGUACCUGUGCAGCCUGCCCGACCACGCGCAGUGCGUCGGUGACGAACCGCGACAGGUGCUGCUGCGCGUGUACGGAGCCAUCCUCCGGGGCGUGGACUCCCUGGUGUCGGAAAGCGUGAUGUUCGCCAUUCUGGCGGAGAGGCAGCUGGGCCCAAACCUCUACGGCGUCUUCCCCGAGGGUCGUCUGGAGCAGUACAUGCCGAGCAAGCACCUGCGGACCGAACAGCUCCGUGACCCGGAGGUGUCGGCGGAGAUCGCUACGAAGGUGGCCCGCUUCCACGGGAUGGCCAUGCCCUUCAACAAGGAGCCCAAGUGGCUGUUAGGGACCAUAGACAGGUACAUGGAGCAAGUUCUGCAGCUGAAGUUUGUCCGGGAUGCUCACGUGAAGAAGUUCAAUAAGUUGAUGAAGUACAACCUGCAGGCAGAGCUGGAAAGCCUACGAACACUGUUAGCAGAGACCCCCUCUCCUGUAGUGUUCUGCCACAACGAUGUACAGGAAGGGAAUAUUCUUAUGCUGGAUGGUGUUGAACAGGACCCCUCUUCGACAGAAAAGCUCAUGCUCAUAGAUUUUGAGUACAGCAGCUAUAAUUUCAGGGGUUUCGACUUCGGCAAUCACUUCUGCGAGUGGGCGUACGACUACACCUACGACAAGUGGCCGUUCUACAAGGAGAACAUGGAGAACUACCCCAGCAGGGAACAGCAGUUGCAUUUCUUCCGGAGCUACCUGGCGGAAAGCGGGGGAUAUGCCGAGAGCAUGACGGUUGAAGACCGAGCGAGGGUCGAGGAGGGGCUGAUCAACGAAAGCAACCGCUACGCUUUGGCCUCUCAUUUCCUGUGGGGUUUGUGGUCCAUCAUCCAGGCGAAAAUGUCUACAAUCGAGUUUGGGUAUAUGGACUACGCUCAGAGUCGAUUUAACGCCUACUUCAAUCAAAAAAAGAUGUUUACGUAAUUUGCCGACAGUCCGUUCCCCCCUCCCCCUCCCCCCAUCUCUAACUCAAAGCAAAAUUAAUUCCGUUUACUGUAACUGGUCAGAGUUAAAGUACCAUCUUUUGUGACAUUCUGAGUUCCCGUUUUCAGAGCACUCUGAACUCUUCUGAUUUUAAUUGGACCAGCAUGCACUUGGAUCCCAAGCAGUGGAGGAAAGGACAAACAGCACUGACCUUUAAAAAGGGCACCUGGGUGGAGAAUACAAAAACCCUGCAUGGGCUAGGCUGAUAAAUUCCAAAGCAACUGUUGGAUGUCGCCAGCUGUCCACAAGAAGACCAGCGCUUAAAAAUACCACAUGUACAUAAAAACAUUUACUGUAACUAAUAGCAUUCACGUUGAUCUAAUUAAUAUCAACGUAUAACCCGAGAUUCUUGUGGGCUAAUACCACACCAAAUAUAUGCUGCAUGCUUUCGUUACCCUCUAUUGUAAUACAAAGAAAGACGUUACUGUUUUUUUUUUCUAACAUUUUCUUGACGCAGAAUUUAUUUAUUGUAUGCUUGCGCAUGUCAAUGUAGAUGGACCAUCAGGAAGAAAACUCAACAGAAAGAAUUUUACCUGGAUUCUUGUUAAAAAUUCACCUGUUAUUCAUAUUUGUGUCUAGUGAUCUCGUUCACUGGUACUUUUUUUUUUCGUAAUUUAACUGCCCGCCAUGUUGUUCUCGCAACGCCGCAAAGCUAAAGGGUCCAAAACUGGCAUCAUCCAAAAGUGUGUUCAUCGGUGUUUUGUGCAUCUUUAUCAUUUAUGUGUGCAAUCUUUGUCUCAUAGCGGCGUGUUUGCAAGGCAUCCUGGGAGCUUCAGACCAGAACCCGUUGGCUGUGCUGUCAACCCUGCGUUCAGGGUUUGAUGGCGUUUUAAAAAUGUUAAUCGUGCUUUGCUUGUUCUUCACCUGUGAUGUUCAAAUCAAAGUUGUUUUCCUGUAUGUACAUUUCACGCUAUCCUGGUGUUAUUUCUUCCACGUGUUUGACCCGCAGGUAGAAUCAUUGAUACAUGAGCAUGGUAGAGAAAAUAUUCCCUUGUAUCAUAUUUUAGUGUCAGAAUAUUCCAGAUUUUCUGGCUUUUUUUGAAAUAUUCUUGUUCACAUAUCUAAGUGAGACAGUUCUCAUGGAGUUUUGAAAAAGCCAGAAAAUAUCGGGAGGCUGUUUUUUUGCGUUUGUUCGAAAGUGCGUUGUUCAAUAUUACUGCAUGGCGUGGGAACCUUACCUGUAAGUACAGGGGUUAAGCUGGCAAAGAUAGUGAACACAGCCAGUAAGAUAGUAGACCCAAAGGACAAGAACGAAAGCCCUCGGCGUAGCAGAUGACCCUCCUCGUCCCCUAAGUUUGCUUAGCGCAGUUCUGGUAGGCGGUACAGGGUGCCCCUGAAAUACACAAGAAAUCUUUUGUUCCAAUUGCAGUCCACCUCCUAAAUCCCAUGAAAAUCAGACCACAAUGAAAUGCCCCAUACUUCCCUCUUGUAGAGUUUUUAAAAACAUUUUUUACACCAUCACCUUUUUUAAAUUCCUUUAUUUAUAUUUUAUCUUUUUGAAUGUUUUUAUACUUUCUCUUUUUCAGCGUCUUUUAAAACUGCUCGGAGGGCCAAAGGCAAUUUUACACUAGUUUGGUAGUAUUCUGUUCCAAUUCUAGUCUCCUUUUGCAUCACCAGAAUGGGGCUAAUGUAUAUUAAUUAGGUUGGGGGGGCCACAAAUGGCUCAACAGUGCUCCACUAAGGCAUUGCCCAACCGGCCUUUUAAAUACGCAUGCAGGCACUGUUUUAUACCGAACGACGUACUUGCUUGUCAUUGCGUGCACGUUCAGAGCACUCGUAUCAGGUUUGCUGGUAAGGGCUAGCGUAGACCUGCAUUGAUACUUUUGUAUAGGGCUUUACUCGGUAGUACACGAUUGGCCUUAUGACGCACAGUGCAAACUGUAAUGGCGUUCUGCACAAAUUGUAGUCGCGAAUGCUGCCCGCCUCGUUAGAAAACUGCAUCUUGUCUAUUUUACCGAGGAGCUUGUUUAGCUAAGAAACCUCAGCAAGCGGGAAGAUUGAACAUAAAAGCCUUUGACCUUCGCUUUGCUGAGGCCCUAAAAUCGCAUUGACUUGGAAAAAAAUUUAUUUUGUAAACAUGAGGCUAUCUGCAAAUAAUUGGGCCAGUUUUGCCGUUUGGAAUUUCAGUUUGGGGUCCCUUUGUCAGUUACUUAUUCGGUAGAUCCAAAAGACGAGCAAGCUUUCCCUCGCUUGUGUCGGUUAGCAUGCGUCAGCAUUUGUUUUAACAAAAAAAAAUUCACUCUGCUGAUUGUGUGUCUGCAUAUUGACCAAGUGAACGUUACGUGUUCAACUAAAAAUUGAUUCCUUCUGAAUGUAGGUUCCCUCACAAUUCCUGCAUUGCAGAUUACAGUUAUUCUGACUUCUUUUUUUGGGGGGGGAGAGAUUUUGUUCUGUAUUUGUAAUAAUAUCAAUGUAACCAUAUGCAAAUUGCCCUCCAGAGUUUAUCUCUGGGCAAGUCUAGUAAAGCACAGUGGUGAUAUAGGGGAGCCCUUGAAGGGUGUGGUUACUGUGGAAUGGGGGUUCUGUUCUUGUGUUUGUGUUUUUGAUCAUGUCUUCUGCAUCUUUAUGCAGUGAGAGAUUAGGAGAUGCCUAGAUUAUAUGGCCUCGACUUUGGGGUAUCUUCUCAAAAUUUGUUCUGUAAAAUUUGGUCUGGCUUAUUUACUAUGACUGAACUAACCUUUCUCUGUUCCAGUAUAUUAACAGUAAACUCAUUUGUGGUACCGCUUGAGCAAAAAUAAUACAUUCAAAUGUCUGAAUAUCACAAAAACUAAAGAAACUUCUCAGAAUAUUUUUCCAUUAAAUGUGACCUCAGGAACCAGAUGAAAGGUCUUGUGUCAGAUUUUUUUUUUUUUUGGCAGUCUCUCAGCUUUAUUAUUUUUUUGUAAGCUUUGAUAGCAAUUUUGUUUUAAUUUUGGUUAAUAAAACUCUGUUUUCUGCAUCUGA